Mesorhabditis spiculigera is the source of this 1006-nucleotide messenger RNA. The record is from the annotation of a GenBank genome assembly. NCBI's taxonomy places the organism in Eukaryota, Metazoa, Nematoda, Chromadorea, Rhabditida, Rhabditidae.
AUGUUCAUCCGCACAUACAUCGAAUACACCGAGCAGAAAAAGAAGGGACAUUCACCGCUUUCGAUUUGGGCCCAAAAGAACUACAUCCAGAUGAACGCGAUGAAGAUGAUCGAGGGAAUCAAACGGCAACUUUCGGAGGAGCUGCGCCGGACGGGCAUCAUCCAGACGAAUUGUGACGAGACCGAGAUGAAUCUGCACAGCGGCUCCUGGCCGAUGGUGAGGGCUGCUAUCGUGGCGGGCUGCUAUCCGGGUGUCGGUUACGUCCGUAUCGGCAACCGCCUGAAGAAGAUACGCACUACCGUCGAUCAGAAUUGCGGCCUGCACACGUCGUCGUGCAUUCGACGUCAGUUGAUGAAUCGGAACACGGACAAUCAGCGCAACGGCGAACCCAAGGAAGAGCCCCACAUCGAAUACGUCGUCUUCCAAGAGCUCUCCCGCAUGGAGGGACAAUCAUUGACGCAUGACGUCGAGGAACUGGGCAGUGAUGAGGAACAAGAGGCGGCAAUCUACCCGGCGCUGUCCAUCCUUGAGCUCGACGAUUGGUUCGGGGCAAAGGGCAGGCGAGCGCACCUCCGGCGCGUCGUUCAACUUCGAUUCCGGAUCAUGGAUUACUUCCUGAAGGUGAUGGAACAGCCGAAGCUGCUCUACACUCGUAAAUACGAUGACUUGUUGAAGACGAUCCGGACGUGCCUGGAGGUCGACCACGAAAGCCACCACUUCAACCCGUACGUAUUUUGCUUCGUCAAAGACAUUUCUGGAAAUCAGCUUCAGACGAGAAACACGCAGUCGUCGCACUCGCAAUCAAGCCUCUCCUGGGAUGAGAAUCCGAAGGCGACCGUGGUGAAGGUGUUCGCUCAGCAGCGACGAGCGCAGCAAGAAGAAGUCAAGGCCAAGCGAGUCGUGCAGCCGGAAGCGCCGCUUGAAGCCCAUCCGCCACCGACGCGCCAGCAGAGCUCUUCUUCGAAAACGGAUAGCCGUGACCGCGACCCGCCAAGAUCCUAUCGUG